AUGGCGAUCGUGUGCCUCAUCGGAAAGAAAUUCUCGUUUCUGGACAAUCCGGAACGUUUAAGAGAAGCAAAUAUUGCGACUGAUCAACUUAUUUUGAAGGCUGAUAACGAUUGUUGCACUAAAUUAUUGCGCUGGAGUAUGCACUCCUCAGGAGUUCUCUAUCAGCGACAUGUUCUCAGUGAUUUUACACUUCCAAGACUGAAGGAUUUUGAUGUAAUUUUGGACGGGAAUGUGAGUCACGGAAUCCCAGUGGCUUGA
Molecule: messenger RNA, 258 nt
Organism: Anisakis simplex (herring worm)
Lineage: Eukaryota; Metazoa; Nematoda; Chromadorea; Rhabditida; Anisakidae
Source: the annotation of a GenBank genome assembly